This is a messenger RNA of Lethenteron reissneri (Far Eastern brook lamprey), 3978 nucleotides long. Its product is annotated as EF-hand calcium-binding domain-containing protein 11-like. The record is from RefSeq and is a predicted model, not a curated record. NCBI's taxonomy places the organism in Eukaryota, Metazoa, Chordata, Hyperoartia, Petromyzontiformes, Petromyzontidae. Gene Ontology annotation, molecular function: calcium ion binding.
UAACUUUCGCGGCGGCGACAACGAUGGCAGCCGCGGGCGCGCCUCGGCUCUCGCCGAUUCCUCUCCGCGGGAGCCGCGUCCCGUGGCUCGGCGAGCAGAGCGCGGCUCGGGGAGACGGCGUCAAGGACGCGGCUCCUCGCGAUGGAGCGAGGAGCACGGCUCAGAGGGGAGGCGCCGGGGCGGAAAGGCUUCGACGGACGUUUAUCGAGUGUGACUUGGAUGGGGACGGAUACCUGAGCCGGGAGGACUUCAAGGUGGCGGUGCUGUCACUCUGUGGGUACAAGCCGUCCAAGACUGAAACGGAUCACCUGAUGGCGUCUGUUAAGGAAAAAAAUCUACCCGGGAUGCCUUUUGAUGAGUUCCGGAGAGCUGUCUCCACGAGGCUCGCGUCCGUGGACUUCGAUGAUGAAACUCGACGAAUCUUCACGGCGUUCGACACUUGCUGCCGUGGGUUUUUGACGGUGGAGGACUUCAGGAAGGCCUUCUCUCUCGUCGCCCCACACCUCUCGGGGCAAACCAUCCAUGAGACGUUCCGAGAGACCGACCGGGAUCUAGACGGGCGCGUGAGCUACAGGGACUUUGAGACCGCGAUGGCUGCGCGUCGUGGCUGCAGGUGACGGCCGCCGCACCGUUCUUGUAAGUCUCCGAGGGCCGGCCUUUGCUACCCGCCCGAAGCUUGACAGCCGCAAAGGCUGACCGGAGAUUGUUGCUGUGAAUGCCAGCCUCAGCUUCGUCCGUGAUGUCGCUGCGAUGCUUCCCAUGGUCCGCCUUCGACGUAGCCAGUCUGCCUUUUCCACUCGGUCACCACCCAAGAUGGGCAGACGGGCUUCUAUUGCAGGGUGCUAAAUGUUUCUGCCGAUAACCAGGGCUGAUGCGGUGAUCUUGCCGCUCAUUUAUUUUUUAAGGUUAGUGCCCUAGGUCAGUAAAUCUUUGAUUUCGUCAUCAUAAUCCAAACAGGAAAUCACAACCGUGGAUCUGCCUUUGUCAGGAGCUAAAAGGAUAAUGCCUUUCUUUGAUCUCGAUUCUCCUAGAGCCUUUGCCUCAGUCAAAGUCAUUUGUUUUUGGUAAGUCGUCCCUCGUUAUACGGCAACUAAAAAUGCGGAAUUUCACUACGUAACUUAUAACUUGGGCAGUUAAUGCGAUAUACUUUACGUUCAAUUCGCAUUUACACAAAUUUUUAUCUAGAUUUUUUUAUAGGGUAAAAUAGAGCAAUGCCUACGUGUUAAUUGUAGGCGCAAGGCGUAUGAACAAUUUGCCUCGCAAUUCAAUGAAUGGCCACGUCACCAUCAUCAUCAUGAGGCAUAGCGGUCUUCGUGAGACGCCGCCAGGGGAUACUAUCCUGUGCUCGCCGCCACACUGUAUCCAGGCCAAGGCAAUGGUGGUGAAGAUCAGCCUCGAUCGUACGUGUCCAUGUCCGCCACGGCCUGUGCCGGGUUCAUCUUCAAUCCCGUGGUGGGCCGUCGAUUGUCACGCGCAGGGCUCUGGUGCGAUCUGCUGAGGUGUCCGACCGAAACAAAGUGUCCGACAAACCAAAGUGGUCUGUUUCUGACUGUCAACACACCAGUGGGCACCCCUGUCUGAAGGCGGGCCUGGGCCUUGGUGUUGGUGAUGUUCUCGCCGAAGUGAACGUGGAGAAUCCGUCACAGGCACCGCCGGUCGCAGGCGUCCAGCUUCCAGCUGAGUGGCGCUGUCGUUGACCGCGUUUCUGAGCCGUACGGCAGUAUGGGAAGGAUGUGCACGUCGUAGAGGCGGAUCUUUGCUGCUGUUAUGUUGGAGCACCAGACGUAUCUUUUGAGCUGUUUCUUACGCUCACGUGUAAUUGAGAUUCUCCUUUUAAUUUCGGCCUCGCAUCUUCCAGUAUAUUGCAAAUUAUAGUUGAGAUAAGUGAACGUUUUACUACUUCAACAUGAUUGCCCGCUAUUUGCUCUUCAAUCCAGUCGAGUGGCUGCUCAUGAGUGGUCUAUAUUUUGGUUUUAUUUACAGUCCAACUGGGAGGAUUUCACUAUGCAUGAUCUCCAGUGCUAGCCAGAAACCUUCAAGCAUUCAGCUGGCAAGGCACACAUUGUCUGUCGAAUCACCUCGUUGCCUUAGAUCAGAGGUCGUAAACGGGUUUUGAUUCCUUACCCGUACCCGGCCGCACCAGGGUCGCAAAUGGCUACCCGUACCCAGCCGGGUACGGGUAGCCGUUCCCUACCCGUACCGUACCCAAAAUGAGUGACAAACGUCUACUCACCAGUGACUCACGGCCUACCCGUACCCGUACCCGGCCGCACCAGGGUCGCAAACGGUCUACCUGUACCCGGCCGAGUACGGAUGCCGGGUAUCGGGUAGGGUACGGGUAUCGGGUACCCGGUUGCGACCUCUGCCUUAGAUUGCUCCCAGCAGGCCUUUUGUGAACCGACGCUGCACGAUCCAGUCCAUUGGGGCGAGGGACAGGUUCUGGAGCAGUGGCGCCGCCUUGCCUUCGAGGGCACGGGAACACUCUCACCUUGUUUGUGAGAGAUCAGCGUGAUGAUGCGGUCGAUGUGAUACUGCUCUGUUCCCUAUUCUUGGUUCUUUCGGUAAAGUCACGUAGAAGGGAAAUAAUAAAAUGUAAAAAUUUUAAAACAAUAUUAUUUAAACAUUAGUUAAUUGUUUUAUUAUUAUUUUAUUAUUUCCCUUCUACUUGACUUUACUGAAAGAACCAAGAAUAUGAAUCCAUGCAGUCACGAAAGCUUUAAAUCAAAAUUUGCUUUGUUCCCUGUCGCGUACAGUAGUCCCUCGGUUAACGUUUUAAUCUGUUCCGCCAAAACUACUGUUAACCGAAAUAACUGUUCAUCGAAUUCACUAAUAAGUUGAAAAAAAUUUGUAAGAAUCAUUGAGAUCUGCAAGAGAGCUGUUUUCACUGCCAAAACAGAAAACAGUGUAACAAAUUUCGAUUUAAAGCUUUCGUGACUGCAGGGAUUCAUAUUCUUGGUUCUUUCGGUAAAGUCACGUAGAUGGGAAAUAAUAAAAUAAUAAAAAUUUCACAUGGAAAAUAAUCAAAUAUAAUUUUUUAUAUAAUAUACAAAAAAUGUAUUAUGUUAUAUUUUUAUUAUUUUAUAAUACCCUUCUACGUACCUUUACCGAAAGAACCAAGAAAUGUAAACAAAGCCAGUCGAGUUCAAAACGCUCAUAAAUCGGCUCGAUCCACUUACGAGCGAUCGAAUUUGCCGAAAUUGGUGCCCGCGUGCGUAACGUGAACAUACCGUGAAUCAAAAUGUUAACGUCAGUUGAAACCAUGGGGUCUUGUGGGAGGCGAAACGUUAGGGGCCGUCCAUAAAUGACGUCACGCGAUUUUGUACGAUUUUUGACCCCCCCCCCCCGUCACACGGCGUCACAAAAACUCAGACCCCCCCCCCCUCAAAUAUGACGUCACAAAUCUCUGCCCCCCCCCCAAACCAUAUUUCUAUUUUAAAAUAAAACAUGCUUCAAAUCGCUUUAAACUAUUGUCAUUGUAGUGCGUAUUUAAUGUGGCGCUGCACUCUGAUGUUGUAGGAGAAAACAUUUAUUAAAAGUCUAUUUAAUUAAGUCGAACGUGUUGUCUAUGUAUUUAAAGUUGCGUAUUUUGAUGUGACGUCACAUUUCUCAAACCCCCCCCCCCCUCGUCACACAUCGUCACAAAUGUCUGACCCCCCUCCUAGUUGCGUGACGUCAUUUAUGAACGGCCCCUUAACCGAAAAACCGUUAACCGAUGUCACCGUUUACCGAGGGACUACUAUACUUCUAAAAGGUUGCGUGCAAUUGAUUUUUUUAAAGAUCGUUGUGAUAACGACGUUGAAGUGGCUGUAGGGGAACAAUUGAACCGACUGCAUAUAUCAGAAUCGACAUUUUUACACGAUUUUACACGUAUUGCUACUAAUUGAAUCGCAGUGCAUUGUUGUAACUACUCGGAAAAUCCUAGUCAUUGUGAUGUGUACAAUUUAUACGUAUGAAUAAACACAAUUCAACUCAAAAGUC